Molecule: messenger RNA, 2952 nt
Organism: Lindgomyces ingoldianus
Lineage: Eukaryota; Fungi; Ascomycota; Dothideomycetes; Pleosporales; Lindgomycetaceae
Exons: 18
Coding region: 1-2952 (983 amino acids)
Source: RefSeq, a predicted model, not a curated record
AUGGCAUUCUUUCAACUCUGGCUGAACUCCACGGCCCCGGACCCUCUCAUGUGGACCCUUUCGGUCUGGGUUGGCAUCAUCCUCUUCUACUGCCUGUCAUCUUCGGGUACCUCCACGGCCCAUACCGUCAACGGCACGAAGAGUGGUGCUCUCGCCAAACAGAUCAAACCUCACGAAGCACUGGUUCGAGCCGUAGGGCUCAACCAGUCCCGCCCAGGUGUUCUCCAAGAAAACCACUGCCUGCUGGCUUCGACGCAGGCGACAAGAACACCUAGGGCAAACUUCGUUGAGGUGACAAGUACGAAAGGUGUCCACAUGGGUCCGGAAAUGGAGGCAAAUGGCCGGCACCCCUUGUUGGUCAAGCCGGAGCUCACUAUCUAUCGUCGUGAGGCAAGUCGAUCUAUAACCCAUUCACUAAGCGAGUUUCGUACUGACUUGCUUGCAGAGGAAUCUUACAAGGGUCUCAAAUGUCAGCCGUCCUUACAAGAACGACGAAAGGUUGGCUCCACAUCGGAAAUUUCUUCUCAUGUCUAUGAGCCUGGACUUCGACUAGAAGCCGACCAAUUGGGGUUUCUUGUACUCCAAUCCGGCAAAAACAGGACCGGGAACUCGCCAAGUCCCGACGCAUCAUGUCUCUCGAUACACACAAAACUUGCCUGUUUAAGUCUAUUCAGGCGCAAGCUGAUUAGCGGUGACAAAUUAUUUCGAUGCUUUUUCUCGGUCAAGUACACAAGGCAUCGACUACAUCGUUGUCGUCUCGCGUUGCCCGGUGACCAGAAACAAGCACCUAAGCGUCUUAUACUCAGUUCUGAGAGGUGUUUGCCGAGGUCUUCAUCCAAAGCCACUACACCCACUAAGAGGUCCACGACUUUCGAAAUCAAUCCGUUCCAUGCUUAUCAGAGCGCAAACAGAAUCAAAGCUUUGCUUGUGACGGAUGGCACCAAGACUACCGCAUUCAGCGUGACACCGUGCAAGAGGGUUUGUCUCCUUACCAUGACGAAUGGCAAGAACGGAAUUUGGCCUUCAACUGAUUGGAUUUUAGUAUCGAUGCGGCACGGCGAGCACAAGAACACGUGGGACCCUUCACAUCGGCUUGCUAGGUUCACGGCAGAUAACCGCGUUGGAUAUACGGAUGGCACCAUUCCGUAUCUCAAUAUCGGUGGUGGUAACGACAAUCGGGUUCGCCAACAAUAUCAUGCUCAUCAGCUUCCACGCCCAUACUGGCACCAGGGUCAUCAAAAAUUAGUUGGACCAUUCUCUCUAUACGGCGGUCUUCAUCGUCACCACGUUCGUGGCAUCAUAAUGUUGCUGUCACGUACUCUCAAACACGUGGCCUUCAUGUCAAUGUUCUCCACAACGCACACGGCAAGUCAAGAUCCUUGGGAAUUUGAGAUGGCGGCAUCCUCGACGCCGAUUCUUAGCCGAAAGCGACUAAUUCCUUCGAGCAGCGUGUCCAUCUCCGCGCUGGCCUGUAUAGGUGGAAAUAUUUGCUCCGAAUUCUCUGCAGAUGAAGGGGCUCUGAGUUAUAGCGAUCGUCCUAACAACACCCUUUUUCAACCUCUUGAUUCAAGCAGGCGUUAUUCUAAUCGCGACGAUAUGACGGGUUCCCGCUUCAAGCUUCCCACCAAGAUCAGGAACGAUGUAUACAAGCCCGUGCUUGUAGAUAGCUUGCCGCUCCAUACCGUUCGAAAGGGCUACGAGAUCCGUCGGCAACGGAAGUAUCAUGGCCUCACAGACAGUUUGCCCCACGCUCUGCCUGCCAAUCACGAGCGGGCUAACAAGUUUGUAAAGCAGCGCGGGGGCCUUAGCGGCAAUGCUGGCAAGUUUGUGUCAGAUGUUGCUGUUCGCUCUGAUGUCGCAUACACCAUUACAGACAGCCAGUCCUCCUCGAUUGUCGACCUCCAGCUUACCAUCGAGGCUUUCUUCAUUACCCGAAACGCCACUGGGCCUGGAUGCUCCCUCAGAGGAAGCUCUACCGCACUCGCACAGCUAAAGACGCAUUUUAGCGCCAUGAACAAGAAGCUCAAGACUUCUCCCGCCUUCAUCCUAGUUUCCAAGCCAAUUGACUACUCAGUUUUUCAUCGUUUCCUAUCUACUGCACUUCUCGAAUUAGCCGGAAUCUCAUGCCCUGGACCCCAAUUCGCGGCUAGCGUGGUAUUCCCGCCACCACCUCCAUUGAUCCUCUUAGAUAUGAUACCUCCGUUUGAAAUCGUCACUACCGGCAUUUUCAUUGAUGCUGAGAUGGCUUCAAAGAGCCCCAAAACUUUUGACGCAUAUCUCGCAAGCAUGAUCAAGGCAUCACCAAAUGUUGGUGCUAUGCUCGCCCAGACAACCUUAUCCUGCGCCGAACGGGAUCUCAAGCCCGCAAACAGAUUUACAUUGCAGAAGCUGAACAAGUCUUGCUUGCAGAAAGCUGCAGGCAAGACCUUGUAUAUUGCUAAAGUACUCCGCAAAAGAUACCGCCGACCCUCUCCGCCCCCAGACGCCGCGUACUACAUGCGUAAUAACUUUGGCUCAAAGACCGCAAUCAUCAUCGACUACGCCACCGGACACACCCCGGCCAGUUCCGAAGGCGCCCUCUCCGGCGGCUCGGGUUUCCCCUCUCCAGGAGUCUUUGAACUCAUCUUCAGGUUCAUCAACCUCAAUCAGAUGCCGGCGCUGAACAGCAUUUACUUGCCGGAUCUGCCACCUUUUGUUGAUGGAGGCGCGAGGCGUGUCGGACUGGUGUUGGAUGCCGAUGCCUGUGCAUCCGAUUUUAGGGAAGACGAAUUAGGGGAAUCAAGCGUGGGGGUUGGGGUACAGAAUAAUGGCUUGCUUUCAUACAUUGUAAUUUUGAGCUCUGCUGGAUUUCUUAUUACUAUAUGGUUCAGGUUGCCAACUACAAUGAACCUUGUUCCUAAUAUGCUUGCAUACCAUUGUGAUAUAUCAUCUUUCAUGCCACGUGAGCCGUGA